AGGACCCCGUUGAAAUUGAUAUUGCAAGGCCCCCAUGUGAUGGGAACUUUGGUGAUAUAAAACUGAAAGAGGAGCUCGGAUGUGACUCUUUUUCUGCAGUGAACAAAGCUGAAUGGGAUAAUAAAACGAUUGCGGUGAAAAAGUAUAAAUAUGAAUAUAUUUCGGAUGAAAAUCUUCAAAAAUACUCGAAGCUCAGAAACGUCAGUCAUGAGAGCAUUUUAAAGUUUUAUUGUUGCUCAGGAUGCAGUCUGAAUCAUUCUGAUUUACUAAUGGAGUAUGCGGACUGCGGAUCACUGCACGAACAAAUUCACGGAACAGGAGUACAAAACUAUACCACAAGUACUGCCCUCAAUUGGAUGUACCAGUGUGCGAUGGGUCUUGAAUUUUUACAUAAUCAGUCUAUUGUUCAUUGGAAUGUAAAGCCACGUAACUUGUUCCUAACCAAAAACUUUCAACAAUUGAAGAUCGGAGAAUUGGGAAAUACACCUAGGCAAUUAAGGAAAAGGGAAUCUGUUGUCUAUAAGGCCCCCGAGGGACCAUUUUGUUGUAUUUACGACGAGAAAUAUGACGUAUACAGUUUUGGGAUAGUACUCUGGGAAGUCCUGACACGACAAAAGCCUUUUUAUAAAAUGACGUUCGUAAGGGAAACUUCAAACUACGAACAGCUUUUCUCCCAUUUUCCCCAAGACUUAUCCUGUGACAACAUAAGAUCGCUGAUUGAAUCAUGUUGGAAUCUUGAUCCGAAAAAGAGGCCCACUAUGAAAGCAGUUGCCGUACGAAUCGCAGUGGAAAAAGCGGAUAUGGGACUCGACGAGAUUAUGGGAUCUGGAGCCUUCGGUGUUGUCUACAAAUAUCAAUUAAUCGAUGUUCCAUGCGCGGUGAAAAAAUUUUUUGUAGACGAUGAUGAUGCCAAGAAAAAAAUUGAGCGAGAAGUGAAAUAUUUAUCCCGAGUUACCCAUGAAAAUAUUGUCGAGUUGUUUUGUACCCUGCAUAGCAAGGAUUCAAAAACAUUUAUUGUGAUGGCCUACGCAGACUGUGGAACACUUUAUGAUUACAUUCAUAAAGAGAAAGAACAAAAGCGGAAUGAAUAUUCCGAUUCGACUGCUCUCAGUUGGAUGCGCCAAUUAGCCAAGGGCCUUCAUUAUUUACAUGCCACGGAGCCAAAGCCAAUUAUCCAUCGAGAUAUUAAGACGAGUAACUUGUUACUUGCCGACAAUUAUCAAGUAUUAAAAAUUGCAGAUUUUGGUACAGUUAGAGAACAGGCUACUGUAAUGACAAAGGAUUAUGUUGGGACACCUGAAUAUAUGGCACCUGAGACUGGCUUGGGCUACGAGUAUUCGGAGAAAAGUGAUGUUUAUAGCUUCGGGAUCGUUUUUUGGGAGGUGAUGUCCCGAAAGAAACCCUUUUACCACUUGAAAAAUCGAACUCCAAUCGUCAUUAUGAACUUAGUCAGUCAAGGGGAACGGCCUCCCAUCGAGGAUACAAAGGAUGACAAGUAUAUAAGAACUAUAAUUAAUUAUUGUUGGCAUAAAAAUCCGGAAAUACGACCAUCAUCGUGGAAUUUAGCUUAUUGUGGUGUGGGAUUUUCGAUUUUUCAUGUGUUGUCAGAAAUUCUUAAUACAGAAAGUGUGAUAAAGAGUAUUAUACCUGGCGGGACCUUUGAUAAGAUCAAUUUUAAAUCCGAAUAAUCAAUAAUAUUUAACUAAUUUUAUGCAGUUUAUAAAUAAUGAAAGAAAUACAUUUUAAAGAGUUUAUC
This is a messenger RNA of Drosophila innubila, 1756 nucleotides long. RefSeq names its product mitogen-activated protein kinase kinase kinase 7-like. Gene Ontology annotation, molecular function: MAP kinase kinase kinase activity; ATP binding; magnesium ion binding. The coding region runs from base 270 to 1688 and encodes 472 amino acids. NCBI's taxonomy places the organism in Eukaryota, Metazoa, Arthropoda, Insecta, Diptera, Drosophilidae. The transcript is spliced from 8 exons. Gene Ontology annotation, biological process: positive regulation of canonical NF-kappaB signal transduction; JNK cascade; protein phosphorylation. The record is from RefSeq and is a predicted model, not a curated record.